GCGUCUGAUCACGUGCACGUGACGCUGAGCGAGAAGCUGGUCGUUUUUAUUUUGUCAACGCCGCCAUUAAAUCCGCAUCCAAAUCAACAUUCAGAGAUUAGAAACAGUAUUCGUCGACAUAAAAACGCCGUUCAACGACUGAUAUAAAGAUCUGACAGACCGAGCUGAUUUAAGUCUCUGUAAUGAGGAGCGGCGCGCGGAGCGAUAUUGCUGUCUCCGUGUCAGUGUGUGACCCUGAUGUGUAUGUGUGUUGUUGAGUGAGUGUGUGUGAGUGCGUGUGUGUGUGUGUGUGUGUGCUGAUCCAUCAUGACAGAGCUGUGUGUGAAGUGGUCGUGUGAGUACUGCACGUAUGAAAACUGGCCGUCUGCUGUUAAGUGCACCAUGUGCCGGGCGCAGCGGCCCAGUGCAACCAUCAUAACAGAGGAGCCGUUCCUGAGCGGUGCCGGACACCAGUGGGACCCCGUGGGCAACGACAGCCUGCUCAUCUGCCCUGAUUCCAGCGCCCGGCCCCGCGUCCGCCCAGCUGAGUCCUCCGAGCACAGCGGCAAAUGGUCGUGUCAGGUGUGCACUUUCCUGAACUGGCCCAGAGCGAUCCGCUGCACCCAGUGCCGCAGUGUCCGGCAGCGCCUGUGUAGCCCCACUGAAACCCCCCAGACGUCCAGGACCAGGCGGGGCCCCGCGGCCGGCCCUCCAGUGGAUCCGUGUGAAGAAUACAAUGACCGGAACCGACUCAACACACGGACGCAGUGCUGGACCUGCUCGGCCUGCUCGUACGAGAACUGUCCCAAAUCCUCUCGCUGCAUGGUGUGUGACCACCCCAGACCCAACGACGCCUUCCAGCCGCGCGAGCCUGACGAGCCCUCGUCCCUGAUUAACGAGCGGGGACCGCGGCCCUGAGCGCGGGGCGUGUGCAGCGGGGCGCAGCGGCACUCGUCUGCCUCCUCUAAACGUGAGGCGGAGCUGCAGAUCGAGCUGGCCGCUGGAGCUCAGAGCGGGAAGGAGGAGAUCGAGGUGGACUUCAAGAAGCUCAAACAGAUCAAGAACCGCAUGAGGAGAACAGACUGGCUGUUCCUCAACGCCUGCGCCGGUGUAGUCGAAGGCGAUCUGUCUGCGGUGGAGGCCUACAAGUCCUCAGGAGGAGACAUCGCGCGUCAGCUGACCUCUGACGAGGUGCGUCUGCUCAACCGACCCUCAGCUUUCGACAGCGGCUUCACUCUCGUUCACCUCGCCAUCCGCUUCCAGAGACAGGACAUGCUGGCCAUUCUGCUGACCGAGGUUUCCCAGCAGGCCGUCAAAUGCAUCCCAGCGAUGGUUUGUCCUGAACUGACGGAGCAGAUCCGCAGAGAGAUCAGUGCAACACUGCACCAGCGCAAGGGAGACUUCAACUGCUACUUCCUGACAGACCUCGUCACAUUCACCCUGCCGGCAGAUAUUGAAGAUCUGCCUGCUGCCGUUCAGGAGAAGCUCUUUGAUGAAAUCCUCGACCGUGACGUCCAGAAGGAGCUGGAGGAGGAGUCUGCGGUCAUUAACUGGUCUCUGGAGCUGGGCACGCGUCUGGACAGCCGUCUGUAUGCUCUGUGGAACCGCACCGCUGGAGACUGUCUGCUGGACUCUGUUCUACAGGCCACAUGGGGCAUCUAUGAUAAAGACUCGGUGCUGAGGAAAGCUCUCCACGACAGUUUACACGACUGCUCUCACUGGUUCUACUCGCGCUGGAAGGAGUGGGAAUCGUGGUAUUCUCAGAGUUUUGGGCUUCAUUUCUCUCUGAGAGAAGAACAGUGGCAGGAGGACUGGGCCUUCAUCCUCAGCCUCGCCAGUCAGCCCGGGGCGAGUUUGGAGCAGACUCAUAUAUUUGUUCUGGCUCAUAUCCUGCGGCGGCCCAUCAUCGUUUACGGAGUCAAGUAUUACAAGAGUUUCCGAGGAGAAACCUUAGGCUACACUCGAUUUCAAGGUGUUUACCUGCCGUUGCUAUGGGAACAGAGCUUCUGCUGGAAAAGUCCCAUCGCUCUCGGUUACACAAGAGGUCACUUCUCUGCUCUCGUUGGCAUGGAAACCGACGGCUACGAUAACCGCGGCGCAGGCGCCAACCUCAACACUGACGAUGACAUCACCGUGACCUUCCUGCCGCUGGUGGACAGUGAGAGGAAGCUCCUGCAGAUCCACUUCCUGUCAGCACAAGAGAUGGGCAGCGAGGAGCAGCAGGAGCGUCUGCUCAGGGAUUGGCUGGACUGCUGCGUGACGGACGGCGGGAUGCUGGCGGCGAUGCAGAAGAGCAGCAGACGCAGACAUCACCCGCUCAUCACACAGAUGCUGGAGAAGUGGCUGGAUGGGUACCGGCAGAUGCACCCGUGUCCCACGCUCUCCGACGACGAGGACGAGGAGGACGACGAAGACGAGUGACCCCCCGAAACCAUUUCAACACUGCUCCACACACGCCCUCUUUCCCAGAAUGCAGUGCGAACACCCCCAACAACAGCGAGGGCUGAAACUCUUUGUGUUUAGUCAAAUUAAUUUCAUUUUUUUGAAACUGUACGUUUGUAUCCAUCGUAUGUCGACGUGCUGCACGUGGCUCUUUAAACACGGAACCGUGAGAAUAAAAGAGUGUAAUAAACGAACACUUCCACAAAGCACGUGUUUUUAGAGGAUUUGAAUCUGAUCGCAGGAAUCAGAGUUUAUGAUUUAACUCACACUAAACGAUUCAGUAUGAAGACGUGCACAUUUCUCACAGUGUUUGUGUUCCCUUCUGUUCUUUCUCUCUGCUCUGCAGCGACACGCGUGUGUUUUGUUGAUUUGAUUGUAUUUAUUUAUGUCUCUCUCUCUCUCUCUCUCUCUCACUGGAUACUGACCCGACUCGUGCUGUGAGGAGAGUCAUGAAGCGUUUACUGACAUGUUGAACUUGAUCCUGUCCCUCAUUGUGAUGUGAUUCUGAACCGGAGGAGAGCGAAUCACAGGCUUUAACAUUAAACUACAAACACGUCUGCUCUCUCA
Cyprinus carpio (common carp) is the source of this 2988-nucleotide messenger RNA. It is a transcript of the gene zranb1a, whose product is annotated as zinc finger, RAN-binding domain containing 1a. The record is from RefSeq and is a predicted model, not a curated record. NCBI's taxonomy places the organism in Eukaryota, Metazoa, Chordata, Actinopteri, Cypriniformes, Cyprinidae. Gene Ontology annotation, biological process: cytoskeleton organization; protein deubiquitination involved in ubiquitin-dependent protein catabolic process; protein K29-linked deubiquitination. Gene Ontology annotation, cellular component: cytoplasm; nucleus. Gene Ontology annotation, molecular function: K63-linked polyubiquitin modification-dependent protein binding; cysteine-type deubiquitinase activity.